Psilocybe cubensis is the source of this 1143-nucleotide messenger RNA. RefSeq lists its product as uncharacterized. Gene Ontology annotation, biological process: protein phosphorylation; mitotic DNA damage checkpoint signaling. Gene Ontology annotation, cellular component: nucleus; cytoplasm. The transcript is spliced from 6 exons. Bases 1 to 1143 code for a protein of 380 amino acids. The record is from RefSeq and is a predicted model, not a curated record. Lineage: Eukaryota; Fungi; Basidiomycota; Agaricomycetes; Agaricales; Agrocybaceae. Gene Ontology annotation, molecular function: protein serine/threonine kinase activity; ATP binding.
AUGUCGGACAAAAAGAAUCCAGGUAUAGCAGUCACUUUCUCACUCGUCGCUGGUGAACCAGGGGAUAUAGUAGAGCGCGCAGCCUUCUGGGACGCUCCUUCCACCGUGCAAUGGUUUCGCGACCAAGGCUACAUUUUAUAUCAACGAGGGGAACCCGAAGUCGAUGAUUUACCUUCCCCGUACACAUUUCCACCCCAUUCGCCGACACAGGCAUCCAUUGCUGAUUACCCAUAUCCUCACUAUGAUCUGAGCCACACCCUUUGCUCUAGAGAACCCAAGGGAAAAGUAGUCUUCGCACUGAACUCGCUCAACCAACAUGUAGCAAUCAAGCUGGUCAAGGCUGAUACCGACGAACUAACAAUUCUACAGUUUUUAAAAAUGUUAGAUUUAAAUGUGCUCAGAGACAAUUGCGUUAUUCCUGUCCUCGAUAUCUUACCUAUUGAAGGAUUCUCCUUUGUCGUAAUGCCCAGAUUCUUCAAUCAGAUGGGGGAUAGACGCGCCCUUCCCAAGUCCAGAGACAUUACGCGAGCUGCUAACUUGGAUUCACUCUCAAAUCAAAGUAUGUACCAUAUGGCGCAAGAAACCAACUUUCUCAAGGCAGUGAACUUCCUGCACGAACACAAUAUAACCCAUAGAGAUAUUAAACUAAGCAACUUUUUAGUAAACCACUGCGUUCAUGACGACUACACAAUAGAAUCGACACACAGAAAAGAAUUACGCUCCCAAAAUCGCCUGUUAUACGCCAUUUUCGACUUCGACCACUCGAUCAAGUUGCCACCUGGCGUCGAUAGGUCUCAAUUCCGCCUUCCAUAUAAAAAAUCAUGGGGCACAUUCAAUGUCGUCAAUGACACUGCGCAAGGAGAGCCUGAUUUCAAUCCGUUUGUCUUCGAUGUUGCUGAACUCGAUCAAGAGAUACUACUAGAGCGCGAUGUAGCAUGGCAUAUACCAUACGAUACAUAUGAUCGUUGGGAGAAUCUCCCCCCAGAGUUCAUACGCCAAUGGGAGCAUUAUCGGGAGCCCCCCCUACGUUGGACAACGACUUUGCUACGUAAAAUCUGUCUCCAGCCUUGGGGCUGGCACACUGUUCCUCAAAUCCGUCGUUUACUGGCAUGCAUUUCUUCACCGUUUCGCCAUAAGCAAUAA